Messenger RNA from Diversispora eburnea, 1386 nucleotides. NCBI's taxonomy places the organism in Eukaryota, Fungi, Glomeromycota, Glomeromycetes, Diversisporales, Diversisporaceae. The record is from the annotation of a GenBank genome assembly.
AUGCUACCGAUUACUCGCGAUGCAUUUAGUCAUGCUUGGAAAGGAUAUGAACGAGAUGCUUGGGGAUAUGAUGAAUAUCAUCCAAUUUCUCGUAAAGGAAGUAAUUUAACAACUCAAGGUAUUGGAUUUACUAUAAUAGAUUCAAUUGAUACAAUAAUAAUAAUGGGAUUAUCAUCAGAAUAUUCAAAAGCUCGAGAUUGGAUAAAAAAUUUGGAUUUUAAUAUUGAUGGAUAUGUAAAUUUAUUUGAAACCACUAUAAGAAUAUUAGGUGGUUUAUUAAGUGCUUAUCAUUUAUCAGAAGGUGAUUCAAUUUAUCUUGAGAAAGCUAUUGAUUUAGGUGAUAGAUUGAUUGGUGCAUUCGAAUCACAAACCGGAAUUCCUUAUGCAUCAGUUAAUUUGGCUACUAGGAAAGGAAAAGUAGCUCAUUUUGGUGGAGGUGCUAGUUCUACAUCUGAAAUUACCACAUUACAAUUAGAAUUUAAAUAUUUAAGUUAUAUUAGUAAAGAAUAUAAAUAUUGGACAAAAGUUGAAGAAAUUAUGCGAACAAUUGAUAACCUUGAAAAAUUUGAUGGAUUAGGAGAAGAGAUAACAUUGGGCGCACGUGGAGAUAGUUAUUAUGAAUAUCUUUUAAAACAAUAUCUUCAAACUUCAAGUACUGAAAAAAUUUAUCGUCGGAUGUAUGAUGAAGCGAUGCGUGGAGUUAAAAAUCAACUUAUAAAUCAUUCUCAACCUUCUAAUUUAUUAUUUAUUGGAGAAGUGCCAAGAUAUUCCUCACCAUCUUUACACAAUAAAAUGGAUCAUCUCGUAUGUUUUAUGGGAGGAAAUUUAGCAUUAGGAGCUACCCAAGGAAAAAAAUUUAAAGAAGUGGAAGAUUAUUUAAGUGAAAAUGAUAAAGAAGAUUUUAAUAUCGGAAAAGAAUUAACUAAAACUUGUGCUCAGAUGUAUUUUAGUACUGAAACCGGAUUAGCACCAGAGAUUGCAUAUUUUAAUACUCAUGAAGGAUCUACUCAGGAUAUAAUGAUAAAACAACUUGAUCGACAUAAUUUAUUACGACCAGAAACUGUGGAAAGUUUAUUUAUAUUAUGGAGACUAACCGGCGAAGAAAAAUAUCGAGAAUGGGGUUGGGAGAUAUUUCAAGCUUUUGAGAAAUAUUCCAAAAUCCAGGAUGGUGGUUACACUUCUCUAGAUGAUGUUACAGUUAUACCACCAGUUAAACGUGAUAAAAUGGAAACAUUCUGGAUGGCCGAAACCUUGAAAUAUUUAUAUUUAUUAUUUGGAAGUAAUGAUAAAAUCCCUUUAGAUAAAUAUGUAUUUAAUACUGAAGCACAUCCACUUCCAAUUUUCGAACCACCGCCACAAAUUAUCGACCAAUUAUCAACAAAAUAA